Solea solea (common sole) is the source of this 1988-nucleotide messenger RNA. Its product is annotated as tumor necrosis factor ligand superfamily member 6-like. Bases 210 to 1361 code for a protein of 383 amino acids. The transcript has 4 exons. Gene Ontology annotation, cellular component: membrane. Gene Ontology annotation, molecular function: tumor necrosis factor receptor binding. NCBI's taxonomy places the organism in Eukaryota, Metazoa, Chordata, Actinopteri, Pleuronectiformes, Soleidae. Gene Ontology annotation, biological process: immune response. The record is from RefSeq and is a predicted model, not a curated record.
UAAGAAUACUCCUUAUUAAUUGUCCAUUUAGUGUCAAAAGCAUCUGUGUGAGUACAGUCAAAGACUGGGUCUAUAUGUCUGAGAAAACCUUUGGACCCCUAAAAGUAUAAAGUUACAGUUCGAAUAACAAAAUGAUAUCAUAAUGAAUCUCCACUUUUUCGCCUGCAAACUGUACCAAAGACAGUGUGUAAGCCAGAGAGGAAGUAUGAAUGGAGAAAUUUCAACACCAUUACAGUGAAGUGGGAGGGUGUGAAGAGGAGCUUAAACGCGUCUCCCACUUACCAGUGUCGUCUACCACGACACUUUUUAACUGGUCGUUACAUAGAUUGUGCAGCUGCAUGAGAAAAAUGACAAUCGACCACAGAGUCACUUUCAUGUUUGCAGUCGCUGAGUGCAGACAGGUGAUCCUCAAAGGUGUCUCAGUAAUGCACCUCAACAUUUGUGUCCUUGACUCUGGUCUUUACCAUACUACUAGUGAGCAGUCAUCAUCACUUCAACCAACCACAAGUGAGCCCACCCAUUUCAGCACUUUUUUUUUUCUUUUUUUUUUUUAUAACACUCCUCAGUGUCACCUCUGUUUGUUUCCGCAGACCCUGUGUCAAGAAACACAUCUCACAACCUCUGAAGAACAUAUCCACCUUGAAUUCUUUACACUUAUAGUUAUGGAGAAGGAUGGUUAUCCGUCUGUGUUUGUGGUGGACCGCCCUGCUACCGGUCUUCCAUUACCACCCAGGUUGAGACAGAGGCAGCGGUGUGGAGGAGCUUGUCAGACCGUGCUGAUCAUGCUGGUCAGUGUGGCACUGUGUGGCAUGGCCAUAGAAGCCUGCUUCAUCUACCAUCUCUACCAUCUCUACCAUCCUGAAUCUGAUGCCUCAGCAUCGUCCUCUAAGCUUGCUGGAGAUGAAGAUGUUACUCAUCCCACUGAAUGGCCCAAUUACAAUAUUCCUCCUUCCAAACCAUUGGCACAACUCACUGACGGACAAGAUGUAGUUUACGGACCACAUAUCAUGAAGUGGAGCACGAUUGCAAACCCCUUCCUCUAUGAAAUGGACUACAACAAUGGGGGCCUAAUAGUGAAGAAGGAGGGUUAUUAUUAUGUCUAUUCAAAGGUUUUCUUCUCAGACUGUGGUUCGUUUCACCACUCUGUCGAACUGCACACGCAAAAGUACAGUGAAAAGCCCAUUCCCCUCCUGCAGGCAAGGAAAAUAUCCCCGAUCUCGAGCAGCGCACGAUCCAACAGUUACUUGGGUGGAGUUUUUCACUUUGACAAAGACGACACUCUUUAUGUGAGAGUCAGCAACACCUCAAAGAUCCAGAGGCACAAAUCCUAUGAGAACAUCUUUGGUGCUUUUAUGAUAUAAACAUCCCAGUAGCACUUUACAUUACAGCAGAGUAACAACAUAGAAAAAGUACGGUAUUAUCUAUUUAAUGGAGAGGUUGUGAUUUGGUGACGCCGUCUUAUUUCUAAUGCCUGUCUGGCUUGUUAAACCAAUGUGUGGCAACAAGCAGGUUAGGUUCACUUCCAAAGUAAUAUUCAGGGGAUUUUGACUGUGAAUUUAGUAAUUACCACAUUAUGUCAUCCUGCCUACUGACCGUGGGUUGGUCAGUAGGGAGUCAGUUGUCUAUAUUAAUAUUAUAUUAAUAGUAAGUUAUUACUGCACUAUAACCAUAUUGUCACUGUACUUACCGACAUCACAUUAAUCAUCAUCAGUGUCACCAUGAAUCAAAUUUUUUUUUCAUAAUUUUUAAAUGGAUAAACAAAACCUUUUUUUAUUUUAGUACACUUUGAUCAUUUUUCAUAUUCUGUAUCAUCAUAUUAAGAAAAUGUAACCAUUAACAUUUAUUUUCAUUCUUGCUGUAUCACAUAGUGUGCACACUAUUUAUUUAUUGCUUCAAUGGGUGAACACAUGACACAACUGCUUUAAUUGUGUUGAGUUUUCAUUCAAUCAUGUAAAGGAAAAUGUUGAAAUAAAUGGAUUAAAAAGUUA